GUAGGAGAAAGUGUUCAGGGCAAGAUACCGAUGAGAUGCCUCCGCGAAGCAAUCAUGAAGAGUAUCCGACAUGGGUCGGAUUUGUGUUCGUAUUCAAUCUCAUCGUAGGUACGGGAGCACUCGCCCUACCGUCCGCCUUCAGUCACGCAGGAUGGAUACUCGGUUCGUUGGCCAUCGUAGUGUUAGCGUUCAUGAGUUACGUUACGGUAACGUUCGUCAUCGAAACGAUGGCCUGUGCGAAUGCGGUCCACAACUGGAAGCGCUUACAGUUCAUCAAGCGGGAUCGUGUGGUCGAGCACGACGAGGACAGCAAUGUGGAAACGAUCGUAGAACCACCACCGAUGCCAACCGAUUCCGAAUCGGACAAUGAGCAGGCCAGACUGGACGAGCGAGAACAGCUAAUAACGGAUUCGAGCAUCGAGCAGAUGCCACUCAACAUUAUGUACUGCCGCAAGACAUACUACAGUCUGGCCAGCAAGAUCGAACUAGGCGAGAUGGCAAACAUGUUUUUCGGCAGCACGCAACGGUUUUUGUUCUACUUCUGUCUGGCAGUGUAUCUGUACGGUGAUCUAAGCAUCUAUUCGGCUGCCGUUGCAAAAAGCCUCCGGGACGUUGCCUGUGCCCACAAUCAUCGUGCGAAUGCAACCGACGAUGAUGACGGUACGGAGCGCUGCUGGCAGGACGGCAUACUUACCCGGCUGGAUGUGUAUCGGCUAUGUCUGGCAGGGUUUGUUACAGUGCUAGGGCCAUUUACGUUCUUUAACGUACAAAAAACCAAAUAUCUGCAGCUGCUCACCGUCCUUUUCCGUUGGCUUGCCUUCUCUGUGAUGAUUAGCAUCGCCAUCCAUCGGUUGCUCGCUCCGGUCGAUUCCACCACACUACCGAUCACACCGAAGCGGGCCGAUAUUGCCGGCAUUCCCUACCUCAUCGGUACGUGCAUUUACUCGUUCAUGUGCCAUCACUCGCUGCCGAGUUUGCUGACCCCGAUUGCCAACAAGGGUCGCCUAAAGGCGCUCCUUUCGCUCGAUUACGGACUAAUCAGUGCAUUCUAUCUGGCACUCGCCCUAACCGGAAUCUUUGCAUUCGCGGACAUUAAGGACCUGUACACGCUUAACUUUGUCCCAAGUGCAAACCAGACGAACGGUGUGCUGAAAGCUGUCGAGUACUUCCUGGCACUGUUUCCCGUGUUUACGCUUUCCGCCAGCUUCCCGAUCGUGGCCAUUACGCUGCGCAACAAUUUGCAAACGCUCUUCCUCGAUACCGCCCAGCUGGAGACGUACAAUUUCUUCCUUCGGCGCAUGUUCUUCCCACUGCUCGCCAUACUUCCACCCCUGAUCGUGUGCUACUUCACCGAGAGCGUUAGCAAUCUGGUUGGCUUUACCGGAUGUUACGCCGGCACUGGCAUACAGUAUCUUAUUCCGAUUGCGCUCGUACUUUCUGCACGGCGCACGUGUGACAGUAUGAUUGGAAGGGGGAUUAUAAACGAAUUUCGCAGCCCAUUCAAGGGAACCGUGUGGCCAAUGAUAGUGUUCGGUUGGACCGUUGCCUGUCUGGUGCUGGUGACUAUCGAUCUGGCCAUCUGAAAGUGGCCGUACACUUCCUUUUUAAA
Messenger RNA from Anopheles maculipalpis, 1609 nucleotides. RefSeq names its product transmembrane protein 104 homolog. The coding region runs from base 36 to 1583 and encodes 515 amino acids. The record is from RefSeq and is a predicted model, not a curated record. The transcript has 3 exons. Lineage: Eukaryota; Metazoa; Arthropoda; Insecta; Diptera; Culicidae.